Molecule: messenger RNA, 3796 nt
Organism: Hippocampus comes (tiger tail seahorse)
Lineage: Eukaryota; Metazoa; Chordata; Actinopteri; Syngnathiformes; Syngnathidae
Gene: dedd2
Product: death effector domain-containing 1
Exons: 6
Coding region: 318-1469 (383 amino acids)
Biological process (GO): regulation of apoptotic process; apoptotic process; extrinsic apoptotic signaling pathway via death domain receptors
Cellular component (GO): nucleolus
Molecular function (GO): protein binding; DNA binding
Source: RefSeq, a predicted model, not a curated record
UGUUUUUCCUCUGUUGUCUGUUAAAAUAUCGUCCUGUCAACGCAAUGACAGUUUAAUUUAUAUAGCUUCAUGAGCCCGGAAAGGCGUGCUUAUCGACUAUAGUCCAUUCUUAUGAAGACCUGUAUAAUUAGCACAACGUAGCUCUCACCGUUAUGGUCCCGUGAUAACUGAAACUCACGCUUGCUUGGUGUCAUUUCUCAACGCCGGGAAUUCCACCGAAGGUGUUCACCUGACGAACGACCCACCACUACUUUUUUUGUUUCACAGGGGAAAUACUUCAGAAAGGUAACAUAUUAAAGUGGCUGCGUGACGUCGAGAUGGCCAGCUGCUCGCUGAGGCGCUCACUUGACUGGGAUGAAACCCAGUGCCUCAAAUUUUACGGGUUGCUGUCCCUCCACGAGGUCUUCAAAGUUGUCGGCUCACAACUGACAGACGCCGAUAUCGACGUGCUUUCUUUCCUCCUGAGUGAAACCUGCGCCCCCGUUCACCCCAUGGACCCCGCCGGCUGGACGGUGAAGCCUGAAGAAGACAACCCGCUCAACCCCGGCGAGGCCCCGAGUCCCAAGCUCCUGGCGGCCUGGAAGCGCUUGCAGUCGCAAGGCUUCCCCCAGCCUAUGGUGGCCUGGUUCAAGCCCAGGAGCGGACUUGAGCUGUUGCUUGAGCUGGAGAGGCGAGGGUAUAUUAGUGAAGGCAACCUGGAGCCACUUCUGCAGCUCCUCAGGGUCCUCACCCGACACGACUUGCUGCCUCUCGUGUCCCACAAGAGGAGACGAACAGUGUCUCCAGAAAGAACUGACAAACGAAGCCUGGUAGAACACAGAGAGUUGUUGUGCACUUCUGGCCCGAGGGUGUCCUCCUAUAGACAAGCAGAAAUGUCUCUUCCUUCCUCCACACAGCAAGUGAGAACAGGGUUUGACCCUCCAGUGGCUGGAGGCUCCCUGCAGAGGAGAAGACGACGACGAAAAGGGCACGGCUGGAGUCGCAAGCCCAAGAAGACCAGCAGGCAGGCCCAGCAACUGCCACCAGCAGCACCGUCUCAGAAAGCUUCAUGCAACAUCCGCUUGAGGGUGCGGGCCGAGUACCUGGAGCACGAGUCGGCGCUGCGCGACGGCGUGUCGUCAGACAAGCGGCAACCUCUGGAGCGCCAGUUCGAGCUGUUCAGGCAGGCCGACUCACUGUUGCGUGCCCGAGACCUGGGCGCCAUCGUGUGCGAUAUCAAGUUCACGGAGCUGGACAACUUGGAAGCCUUCUGGGUGGACUACCUGAGCGGGGCGCUGCUGGAGGCCCUCAAAGGGGUCUUCAUCACCGACUCGCUGAGGGUGGCGGCGGGCUCCGAGGGCGUCCGGCUGCUCAUCAGCGUGGACCAGGAUGACUACGAGGAAGGCCGCCGGCUGCUGAGUGCUGGCGUGGCCGCCGUCAUCCACUGCCGCCCACAAGGACAAUCACUGAGGGGUGUAGGUGGACUUUAAGCUAUGAUACCACAUCGGCAUGUUGUUGAAAGGGGCAGGGUGUUUUUUCUUUGGCGUAAUGCCUCUAGCGGCCACUAGAUGGCAGCAAGCACAGCUCGUUGACGGUAAGCCUUGACCCUUGGAUUUUGAGUUGAGACAACGAAUGCUUCUGAUUUCCGUUUGAAUUCACAUCCAGGCGACUACCUUAUAAGACAGCAGAAUGAAAGCGGACAUGUUAGGACAAGGCGGAUCAGGACCAACAAAAGGACACACAGUGGUAAGCCGCACUUAACACGAGUCAGAGCUGAAGCCGAUUCAGUUGGGCGUUCACGUGUGUUGCUUGAAAGCCUCAAAACUCGUCCAUUCCAAAUGCCGGUCAAUAGGGGAAAAGUUAAAACUAAAUUAUAAGUGAGACAGCUAACGUUUUUGUUUCAAACUUUUCUGUGACAAAGAAAAAAACAGCCUUUGCCACAGCGCUCUGUUUUCUAGUUGCCCCCAGUCUCCAUUUGGAUAAAAUUUGUUCAUUUUAGUUGUGAUCAUUUUUUUAAAUUUAAAACCGAGGCAAGUCGUAGAAAUCAAUGUUUUGCUUCUCGUUAACAUCGCUCCGUUUUUAUCCUGCCCGUAGUCUCCGCUUGGCUGAAAAUGGUCUCCCUGCUGCAAAAUGUUCAGAGUGGAAAACCAAGGCGAGUAGAAGGAAAAGAAAUCUUUGGGCCUUAACUUUGGAGAACCUUACCAUAGCUCUGGAUCCUGUAGGAUUAUAGCCCACAGGCUCCGUUUAGCUGGAGCGGCCGCAGUCUCCUUGCAGAUGACAUUUCAAAACCAAGCUGACCGGAAAAAUGAGUCAAAAAAGGUUGCUGCUCAUUCUUAACUAGGGAUGCUGCAAUUUCGUAUUCUACCUUUGCACUUGGCUUCAGCACUUUGAUUUUGUGCUGCCCAUAGUCUCCUUUGAGGUUAACUUUGUUUCCCUGCUGCAAUAUAUAUUUAAGUGGAAAACUGAGACGAGGAGAAGAAAAAUAAAGAUCUGUGCAUCAUAACUUAAGGAGCUUCUUUCCCUUAACUAUCGAAGCUCUAGUCUCGCAGUCCCAUCGUCCCCACUUGGCUCCAGCGCUUUAUUUUAUUGCUCACAGUCUCCCCCGAUAAAAUGUUUACUCUGUUUGAAGUCGAAAACCAAAGUGACCAACGUGGUCUUUGCAUCUGUGGACAGCAUCACCCUUAAAUCCGGUCACAACAGUAUACUAUACUCAGACUGCCCACAGUCUCAUUUUGGAUACAAUUUCUCUCCUGUCCACAAUAUUUCUGUACUAUAAGUGGGCAAAAAGAUGUUGCAUCUUAACCUUAACUUGAAACAUUGCAGUGUCACACUUAACUCCCAGCUUUUUUUUUUUCCUGUUAACCACAGUUUCCUUGCGGAUCAAGUUUGCCGUCUGACCAUAACUAAUUUUGCACUUGGAAACACGUGUCGAAAAAUCCCCCCCCCCCUUUUUUUUUCUUAUACAUGCUACAGAAGCUCACCCUUAGCGUUAUCAUACACAAUCUCCACUUGGCUCCAGUGCUCGCGUUUUCACGUUUGACAUGGUUUCCUCGGGAAUAAAAAUGUUGUCACCUUGCUGUAAUAUGUUUGAAGUCGAAAAGUGAGGCGAGGAAAAAAGUCAUCUUUGCGUCUUAACUUUGGUGACACACAAACACGCUCUCUUAAGAUAAGCGAGGCGAGUCCCGGAUUGUCCUAAGAAGAUAACCCUGCGGCGUGUGAUUGCUGUGGUCAGUGGUCAGCUUCCGGCUUCAGCACACCGUGGACAAGUCAUCAUCACAGCUGCCGGGAUGAUAAUUUCAGAUGUGUGUGUGUGUGUGUGAGCUUCAAGUGCUUCCCUCAGCAAGUCAUACGCGUACAAGACUGGACAGUGUGUCGCUCAAUACGAGUGAUGUUGGGGAGAUCAAAAUCCAAAGUGCGCACACCCGGGGUGCGAUCAUCCCUGCUAGAGUGUCUUUGACGGAACCCUGUCUGGUCACCGUGCCGGAACUAAUGCCCAGACUUCACUUGGAGACGGCGAUCAAUAAGGCCCCCCUGCUUUCGUGUGGAAAACCACUAGAAGAAGACUGGCCUGGGCAGAAGGGCUCGACUCCGCGGGCCCGGACAGGAGGUUUUUGGGGCGGGGUUCCUUUUUUUUUUUUUGGGACGGGGGUGUUUAUUUUUUUGUAAAGGUAAUUAUGUUAAAGGGAAAAUAUAUUUCUUGAGAACUUUGUUUAAAAACAAAUGCGUGCCAGUUCACAUUGUGUUUAACUAUAUUCAGAAGCUAAUAUAUCAUAUGGGUGAAUACUAAUACAAUUAAUAAAGGUGUGGUUGCCCUUAA